UCAAGUUCCUCGUGUUGAAUUCGUUGAAAAAAAAAAAAAGCAAAAAAAAAAAAGGAAGCAAGAGGCUCGAUCUAUCCAUCCAUCCACGGAGAUCAAAAAUUUUGUCGGGAAGCUCGUCUGGUCCCUCUUUCCCCAAUUUCGACGGUUUUCGGAGCAAAAUCAGGAGAUUCGCCGCGAAAUACCACCGGAACGGGAGUUGUUCUUGCGAAACGUGCAAAUCUCCUCCUUCAGAUCGAUCUCUGGGGAGAUCACGCAGUCGAAAAGGCAUUGUUUCGAUCUAAAAAUUAUUAAAUUUGGUGGGAGAAAUUGGUGUCUCUUUGAAGGUAAUAAUAAUAAUAGUAGCAAUAAUAGGGUUCGAUUUCAUCGCCUGGAGAUAUGCCGGAUACCAGGCCGGUCCCGAGCAAUGCCGCUGCCGAUUCCUCCGAUGCUUGCCAGGAUAACCUUGAAGAAACCAUGUGGCAGGUAAAAGCCGAGGAUUGCAAGGGGGGAGACGAUGCUCACCGGAAUCCAUAUCCCGAUCGCCCUGGCGAGCCCAACUGUAUCUACUAUUUGAGAACGGGGUUAUGUGGUUAUGGGAGUAAUUGCAGAUACAAUCAUCCUGAUUACAUUCGGCAGGGUAGUGGUGAACUCCCGGAGAGAGAUGGUCAACCUGAUUGCCAGUUUUUCCUAAAGACGGGUACUUGUAAGUUUGGAGCAACCUGUAAAUAUCAUCAUCCACAAGACAAGCAUGAUCCACAUCCAGUUCAGCUGAAUAUUCUAGGUUUACCAUUGCGGAAGGAUGAAAAAUCAUGUCCCUAUUACAUGAGAACUGGACUGUGUAAAUUUGGAACUGCUUGCAAGUUCAAUCAUCCUCAGCCUACCAGCCAUGCAACGAUGUUACCUGUAACAGGACCCUCACCCUAUGGAUCUACAGGAUAUCCGGCAGCAUCUCCAUCUGGGCUACCUUUAAUUGCUGGACUUUCCAUGUGGCCUUUCUCAAGACCUCCUUACAUGUCUAAUCAACAUAUACAAGGAGUCCCUUGCAUGUCUCUUGUUCUUCCACCCACCCAAGGUGCUAUGCCUGUACAACAGGGAUGGAGCACUGACACGGGUGGUAUAAACAAUGUUGCCUCUGCCGGUGUUGUUGGGUCUACUCAGAUUUCCAACCCCAAGCAUCAUGCACAAUCAGGUUCCAGCACACCAGUAAAUUUCCCUGAAAGGCCUGAUCAGCCAGAAUGCCAAUACUACAUGAAAACUGGGAGCUGCAAAUAUGGAACUUCUUGCAAGUACCAUCACCCCAAAGAGAGGAACCAAGUGGCUAUGUGCACAAUUGGACCCCUUGGGCUUCCUCUAAGACCACCUGUUUGCACAUUUUACGGUAUGUAUGGAAGCUGCAAGUAUGGCUCAACUUGCAAAUUUGAUCACCCAUUCAUGGGUUACUACAAUUAUACCUUGCCUGCAUUCUCGCUUCCUGGUGUUCCAGACCACACUGUUCUCUUUUCCGACUCAAGGAAUUCACAGGCCAUGUGGAUGCCAUCAGAAGAUUCACCUUCCAAAACAAUGAGGUUGCUUGAUCAGCAUGUGAAAUCUGAGACAAGUGAGGAACCCCAGGGCUCAGAUGACAAUAAUCAUGGCAAUCAUUCUACACAAACUUCUCCAUCACAUAUUGCUCAUCAUUCGGAGUCCCCAGAAAAAUACUCUGAUUAACAUUAUCUUUUUUAUAUUUAUAUCAGUUCCUUCAAUGGAAAUUUUGGCAUCUCUGUCUCCUGUAGCACCAUUUUUGCCGGUGGCCAUGUAGUCUGCGUUGGGCUGUUUGAAGAUUUACACAGUGGGUGAUGAUGGGAGGCAAAAGGUCUUUUGUGCUGAAUAAAAUGCAGAAAAGAAUGUAGGCCCAGUUAUUAUUUGACAAAUUGAUGUCCUUGUCUUCUGAGAUGAAUCUGAGACUGCUGGAGGGAUGUUCUUGAUUUCUGUCUACACUUAACGUAUAGCAGGUCUGUCAAAAUAAUGGUGGUAAAUGGGACUUGCAACCACUGCUACAAAAAUAGAUUCUCAAACAAACCACAGAUAGAAAAUAUUUCUGUCAGAUUUACAUUGACAUAUGAACUGAAAGAUCAUACUGUCUGGCUUAGGCUGUUUGAUACUUCUGAAGUUAAUUAAUCAAGAUUUUUGAGGUUUUUCAA
Molecule: messenger RNA, 2159 nt
Organism: Elaeis guineensis (African oil palm)
Lineage: Eukaryota; Viridiplantae; Streptophyta; Magnoliopsida; Arecales; Arecaceae
Product: zinc finger CCCH domain-containing protein 3
Molecular function (GO): metal ion binding; mRNA binding
Source: RefSeq, a predicted model, not a curated record